Anarrhichthys ocellatus (wolf-eel) is the source of this 3902-nucleotide messenger RNA. It is a transcript of the gene slc9a1b, whose product is annotated as solute carrier family 9 member A1b. Gene Ontology annotation, cellular component: plasma membrane. Gene Ontology annotation, molecular function: potassium:proton antiporter activity; sodium:proton antiporter activity. The transcript has 12 exons. The coding region runs from base 438 to 2708 and encodes 756 amino acids. Gene Ontology annotation, biological process: sodium ion import across plasma membrane; proton transmembrane transport; regulation of intracellular pH. The record is from RefSeq and is a predicted model, not a curated record. Lineage: Eukaryota; Metazoa; Chordata; Actinopteri; Perciformes; Anarhichadidae.
CGCUCUCUCUCCGGCUCGGCUUCAGAUGAGCCGCCCUGUAAAGUUAGAGAGAAAAUCGUGAGAGAGUUCUGCCUGAUGAAGUGAUGAUACUUGAUGAAGUUGUGAGAGUUUCGUUUAAAGAGAGAAUAACGGGUCUGAAACAAUUAGGGCAACAACUCAGAAGCCUUUAAAUCAUCUCAGCGGGCAAGUGAGAUGCGUGAUUUUUUUUUUUUUUACAAAAAUUAUCCCACCGAUGACAGCAGCGUUUUUUUGCUAAAUUAACCAUCAUUUGUUCUUCUACACAUAUGCGUCAUUUUAAGAUGCCCGGGGAGUUUGUGCGUAAAAGUGCGCGCUUCUCCGUUGCGCACCACGCUCGCUUCCCGUACUAUCCUUAUCUUCAUCUUCGUUGGAUUUAGAGCUGAGCAGCAAGAGCAGUUCAGCCGUCAAACCAUCCGAAAAUGGCUGAGCUCCGUCCCACCCGAAAAAGCGCCGCUGCUCCGCCUCUAACGGGGAUCAUUUGCGUUUUGUUGCUCCUUUUCGUCUCCGUCGCCUCCGCGAGUCGUGAUGUUGGAAACAACGAGACGCGGAGAAAUGCAGCCGGAGAGAGAUCAGAGGACUCCCAUCAUCAAACUAACUCCACUGCCCACAAAAAGGCUUUCCCUGUCCUCUCCCUCAACUACGACCACGUCAGGAAGCCCUUUGAGAUCGCCCUGUGGAUCCUCCUGGCCCUGCUCAUGAAACUUGGUUUUCACAUGAUGCCCCGAGUGUCGAACGUCGUCCCAGAGAGCUGCCUGCUGAUCGGCGUCGGUCUGCUGGUGGGCGGCAUCAUCAAACUCAUCCAAGAUAAAACCCCCGUCCUCGACACCAAGCUCUUCUUCCUCUACCUGCUGCCUCCCAUCAUCCUCGAUGCCGGCUACUUCCUGCCCAUCCGGGCCUUCACGGAGAACAUGGGCACCAUCCUGGUGUUCGCGGUGGUGGGGACCCUGUGGAACGCCUUCUUCAUCGGCGGGAUGAUCUACGGCGUGUGUCAGAUCGAAGGCACCCAGCUGGCCAGCGUGGACCUGCUGUCCUGCCUGCUGUUUGGCACCAUCGUCUCGGCCGUGGACCCCGUGGCCGUCCUGGCCGUGUUCGAGGAAAUCCACAUCAACGAGCUGCUGUACAUCCUGGUGUUCGGGGAGUCGCUGCUCAACGACGCCGUCACCGUGGUUCUGUAUCACCUGUUCGAGGAGUUUUCUCACGCAGGAACCGUGACCGUGGCCGACGCCUUCCUCGGCGUCAUCUGUUUCUUUGUGGUGUCUCUGGGAGGCAUCCUGGUGGGAGCCAUCUACGGCCUCCUGGGUGCCUUUACCUCCCGCUUCACCUCACACACCCGAGUCAUCGAGCCCCUGUUUGUUUUCCUCUACAGCUACAUGGCGUACCUCUCCGCUGAGGUCUUCCACCUGUCAGGCAUCAUGUCGUUGAUAGCAUGUGGCGUGAUAAUGCGGCCGUACGUGGAGGCCAACGUCUCCCACAAGUCGUACACCACCAUCAAAUACUUCAUGAAGAUGUGGAGCAGCGUGAGCGAGACGCUCAUCUUCAUCUUCCUCGGUGUUUCCACGGUGGCGGGUCCUCACGCCUGGAACUGGACCUUCGUCAUUGUCACCGUGGUCCUCUGUCUGGUGUCGAGAGUGCUGGGAGUCAUUGGCCUCACGUAUAUCAUUAAUAAAUUCCGCAUCGUGAAGCUGACCAAAAAGGACCAGUUCAUCUUGGCCUACGGUGGCCUGCGAGGUGCCAUCGCCUUCUCACUGGGGUUCCUGCUGACCGACGAGAUGAAGAUGAAGAGCAUGUUCCUCACCGCCAUCAUCACCGUCAUCUUCUUCACCGUCUUUGUGCAGGGAAUGACGAUCAGGCCUCUGGUGGAGCUUCUGGCCGUGAAGAAGAAGAAGGACAGCAAAGGGUCAAUUAAUGAGGAGAUUCACACACAGUUCCUGGAUCACCUCCUCACGGGAAUCGAAGACAUCUGUGGUCAUUAUGGACAUCAUCACUGGAAAGACAAGCUGAGCCGCUUCAACAAGACCUACGUGAAGAGGUGGCUGAUCGCGGGCGAGCGCUCCACCGAGCCUCAGCUCAUCUCCUUCUACAACAAGAUGGAGAUGAAACAGGCCAUGAUGCUGGUGGAGAGCGGGAGCGCCGCCAAGCUGCCCGCGCUCCUGUCCUCCGUCUCCAUGCAAAACAUUCAGCCGAGAGGGUCGGCCAGAGGACGGGCCAUCCCGAGCAUCUCCAAGAGUCGAGAGCAAGAGAUCAGAAAGAUUCUGCGAGGAAACCUGCAGAACACCAGGCAGAGGCUUCGCUCCUACAGCAGACACGACCUGUUCAUCGACCCGUUUGAGGACAACGUGAGUGAAGUCCGCUUCAGGAAGCAGCGUGUGGAGAUGGAGAGGAGGAUGAGUCACUACCUCACAGUUCCUGCAAACCGCCAGGAAACACCGCCAGUGAGAAAAGUCUGCUUUGAACCAGAACACCGGGUUUACACUUACGAUGACAGCGAGAGUCCCCGAGGCCAGGCGGCUCAGCCGCGUCCCAGCCCCCCCGAUGCCGUCAGCCUGUUGAGCGAAUCCCCCCCGGGGCCCAAACAGAGCGGCAAGCUUGGAGCCAAAGUGCCGGACCAGGAGCAGGAGGAGCAGGACCAACUGAAACUAUCACGCUGCCUCAGUGACCCCGGUCCAAACAAGGAAGAGGACCUCUCAUGAUGAAGCACAUCAUUUACAGUUUUUGAAAUCAGAGGAUGGAUCUCAUGUCAUCUGUUGCACCCAAUGAGUGGAGACCCCUGAUGUAGCAAAGCUUGAUAUUUCUGAAGUUUUUCCAGAAGUUCGUAAGGAUUUUUAUCGUGUAACAUAUUACCAAAGCAUGCACCACUGGCCAUUCACCAUUUCAGGGUUAUAUUACAGCCAGAAGUGAGCAGAGUGUCAGCAUUUUUGUGUGUCAUAACAAGCAGACUUCCAUCAAAUAGAAGAUCACUUGUUUUAACAAGCUUGAGGCACCAGAUGGGUGGAGUUUACUCCCUCAAAGCACAGUAUAACGAAUCUACAUGAUGUGGUAUUACUAUCGCUAUAUAUCGAUUUAUCGAUAUAUCUUUAGCAACAAGGCGUUGAUGCACAGAACUACCAAAGAUGUGUUCGAUGUUAGAGGCAUUUGAUGCCCUAAUAUUAAAAAUAGUCUUGCAUGUAUUAUAAAUUAUAUUAAAACUCGCAGAUAUUUAUAUUGUUAUCGAUCAGGCUACCCUGGUGAAGUAGAAAGCAGAAAUCUGGGGUUCCAAGAAUAUUGAAAUACCUUAAAAGUCAAGAAGAAACUGUAACAAAUAUUGUUUGACCGAGGUCUGUGAACAAGCGUUUAACAUUGCUGCAUGACUGGUCGGUGUUUUCUCAGGGACUGCGACAAGGCACAGUAUUAACAGAUGUAUUAACAGACGGCCUCUGCAGAAAGAAAAUAGCUGUUUCUGUCCAGAAUGUGCUCCACUUGUCUCUAUUCAUACCGGGACUGUUUUGUGAGUUUCUGUAACAUUCCAGCAGUAUUGGAGUUUGUGAAUUUUUGUUGUGUGACACGGCUCUGCAUAUCUGUGUUCCUGGUAACUGAGCAUGCUUUGAGGUUAAAGAGGUGAAUCGCCUUUUCAUAUCUGCACUGGACUGCCUGAGCUUCUGCUGCCUGCACAUGUUUGCCUUAAAACAUAUUGCUUUUUGUGUGGUAUCCAGUCGAAGUAUUUUUCUAUUUUGAAAAAAACAAAAGUCAUAAACAUUCUCAAAUGAAGGAGAGCUUUAAUUACUGUGUAAAAUAAAGAAUAUGCCAUUGCUUAAAUUCAGGGAUUUUGUGGGAUUUUUGGAUGUGAAAGCAUCUUCACAUCCAUCCUCCUGGUUUAUCUGGUGUCAUAUUUCAUCCACACGUUACUU